ACUGUCCGUGUGCCGUACGAUUACCCUUUCAAGCUGCUUUUCGCGAUCGCUGUGGCCGAGUUAGAAGCGAGAAAGAAUGAGUGAAAGUCGCACCGACCCGGCGGAGCAGAUCGAUUCUCCCGAUCGCAGUGAUCGGAUCGAUUUGGCGUUUCUCCGCACACCGCGCAGCUACAGUCCCGAGCCGCCGGCUGCCGGCCCUAGUCGUUCGCCGAAGCCGUGUUGCUCGAAGUCCGCUUCGGUUCAGUCGUCCACGCGGUUCACUGAACCCCGGGGCGGCUUUUUUCAGGUGCGAUUCAACGGGUUCUUCAAGUGCACGAUCUGUUUCGAUAGCCUGAAGAACCCGCACCUGUGCCCGCAGUGUUCGAAGCUGUACUGCGCGCACUGCAUCACCGAGUGGCUCGAGCUGGGCGACGAGUCGUGUCCGCACUGCAAGGUCGUGCUGAAAGCGGAGCAGCUGGUAAAGGUGCGUUGGUUCGAUGAUCUCGUGCGCGAACUGCAAGAGAUGUCCGCCGGGCCCGACAGCCCAGCGCCGGAGCAUCCCGUAUCGACGGGGGUCGCCGUCGGCUGCGAGUCGGCCGCCGGAUCCAACAACCGGAGUGUGCCGUGCCCGCGCCACGGUAAGCUGCUGAACUUCUACUGUGCCACCUGCAGCCAGUGUAUCUGCGAGCAGUGCGCCACGGACGUGGACGAGCCACUGCACCGGGAUCACACGUUCAAGGCGCUCGACGUGACGUUCGAGCAAACGCUGAGCCUGAUGUCGGGCGAAAUCAAUAAAGUGCACCACCACCGGGAACGGAUGGUGGUGCGGGCGGAGCGGAUCGACCAGAGUGUACAGCUGUUUCGGCGCCUGAAGAUCGAGACUCGCCGCGCGCUGGACGCGAUCGCCGAGGCCGCUCUCGAGAGUCUCGAUCAGCAGCACAACGAGAAGGUGCUGGGGCUGAUCAAGCAGCGGUUCCAGAUCACGGACGAGAUAGCGCAGAUCGAUCACGAGCUGGACGACAUGUGGUACGACCUGGUGCACGGCAACAAGCCGCACGUCAUUCACCAAAAGUCGCAGAUCUUGAGUAUCUGCGAUGGCAUCCUGCGGAAACCGGUGCCGUCGUCGGACGAGGCACAGGUUCCGGGGUCCGUUGCCCUUACAAUAGACCUUCCGGGCAGCUUUGAGACGGGAAUGUUUACGAUUGGCCGGUUUUCGGCGCUCCAUCGGGAGAAGUAUCGGCACGAGUUCAUCGACAGCCGUGGCAGCAUGUGGCUCAUCACGGUCUGGUGUUCGACCGUGGCGGACCAUAUCGGGUGCCACGUGCAGCUCAUCGAAGGAACACCGACGAGGGUGGAAUGUACCGUGAAGCUGUUGCACUGCGAGCACCAGAAGACGAUUAGCAAAACGUUCCACAAGAGCUUCGAUGGGCGGAAUGGGCGGCCGCCGUCGGAAAAGGUGUUCGGUUGGGUCCUGGCGCCCCGCAGCACGAUCCUGGACGGGAACUAUUUGCGGAACGAUACGCUCGAGCUGCUCUACAGCAUGCGGGCGGGUGGCCCCGGUAGCGACUGGGAACAGCCGGUCCCAUCCCCCACGGAAUCCCGUUGAUACCUUUCUCCGUCUCGCUUCCGCUCGCUCUGCCACUCUCUCUCUCUCUCUCUAU
Molecule: messenger RNA, 1640 nt
Organism: Anopheles bellator
Lineage: Eukaryota; Metazoa; Arthropoda; Insecta; Diptera; Culicidae
Product: E3 ubiquitin-protein ligase TRIM37-like
Exons: 4
Coding region: 77-1585 (502 amino acids)
Biological process (GO): negative regulation of centriole replication; protein autoubiquitination
Cellular component (GO): aggresome; peroxisome
Molecular function (GO): zinc ion binding; ubiquitin protein ligase binding; tumor necrosis factor receptor binding
Source: RefSeq, a predicted model, not a curated record